ACGGGCGCGCCUGCGAUGGAGCCGCAGACACCGGCGGGAACAGCCGGGGACCCCGUCGCUCGGCCGCCUGAGGACGAGGGGCGGCGGGAGGGCCGCACAGCGCCGGCGGAGGCUUCCCUGGGCGCCGCGACGGACGGCGCCUGUGCCGACGCGCUGUGGGAGCUGCCGGUGGAGCCCGCCCAGCGGAGGCCCCAGUGCAGCCGCUGCAGCCGGCCUCAGAAAGUAUGUUUGUGUCCAUUUCUACCAUUGCAUCCUCUGCACAUCUCUACUCAUUUGUACAUAAUUCAGCAUCCGGCGGAGGAAAGCAAAGUGUUGCGGACAGUUCCCCUAUUAGCAGCAUGCCUCCCCCAGGACAAGUGUAAAGUCAAGAUUGGUCGUCGCUUCAGUGAAGAAAGAGAUCCUGAACUUUCAAAUGUUUGUCGGAAGUCUGAUACAUUAAUAUUAUAUCCAGGGGCUGAAGCUGCUAAUUUGGAAGAAUUUAUAUUAGAUUCUCCUACUUAUCCUUCCACAAUCAUCAUCAUUGAUGGUACAUGGAGCCAGGCUAAGGACAUUUUCUAUAAGAAUUCUUUGUUCCGACUCCCCAAACAGGUGCAGUUAAAAACUAGCAUUUCUAGUCAGUAUGUAAUUCGGACGCAACCAACUAAUAGGUGCCUUUCUACACUGGAAUGUGCAGCUGCUGCUCUUUCCAUUUUGGAGAAAAAUAAUUACAUACAAGAGACUUUGCUUCGUCCUCUUCAAGCUUUAUGCUCUUUCCAGCUUCAGCAUGGUGCUCAAAUUCGCCUCAGCAAGGAACAUCUUCUGAAGAAUGGAUUAUAUCCUAAGCCAAUGCCAAAGAACAAACGCAAACUCAGGAAAAUGGAGCUGUUAAUGAACAGUGUUAAAAUUUAGUACAGUUGUUCCGUGGUGCUAGUUAUGGCGUCUUUCACUGACAAGACGAGGUUAAGUUUUCCAGAAAUUUAAGUCUGUGAGUUUUUGACUGUCUAAAGAAUGAGAGUUGCAUACUAAACUUGCCCAGAAGGAAGUAAACCAAAUAGUCAUAAAAAAACAACAACAAAAUUUCACUGACUCCAUAAAAAGCAAGGUUUUAUAGUUUAUUUGUUUUAAAAAAUGUGCCUCUAAUACAUUUUUUCAGAUCCAUUGUUUGAAAUGUGAUUAGUUAUUGAGAGAGUUAGAAGUUUGUCUUUAUAAAAUGGAAAGAAAUUAUUGUAUCUGAUGGGGGCAGUAUUGUUUUCAUUAAUGUUUAUAGAUAGAUUUGGACCUAUAAUAGAGGGUACUUACAUCAGUAUGCAAUCUUGCACAUAAAGUUUAUAGUUUGCAAUAAGUAACAAAAAUAAUGAUCAUCAAGUAGUUUAGAUUGAAUUAAUUUAUUUCAUAGAAAAACAGAUUAAGGAGACUAUAUUCUUUAGGGACUAAAUUUUGAAUUCAACUAUUAUGAUUUAAGUGUUCUAUUAAUUGCCUGAAUUUUUUGGUAUUAAGGUAUAAUUGGAAUAUAAGAUUUUAUUAGUUUCAGGUGUUUACCAUAAUGAUUCAAUAUUUAAAUACGUUGCAAAAUAAUCACAUUAUAAGUCUAGUUAACGUCCCUCACCGUACAUAUUUCCAAAAUGUUUUUCUGAAAAAAAAAAAAUGUUUUUCUGGUGAUGAGAACUUUUAAGAUAGACUUUCUUACACUUUCCAAUAUGCAGUAUUUGCAAUUUUACAGAAUUAUUAACUGUAGUCACCAUGCUUUAUAUUAAUAUCCCCAUGACUUUAUAACUGGUAGUUUCUUUUGACCCCAUUCACCCCCUUUGCCCACCAAACACCCUCUGCCUCUGGCAAACACCAGUCUAUACUCUGUUUCUAUGAGUUUUUUUUUAAAGAUUCCACAUACAAAUGAUAUCAAAUCAUAUUUAUCUUUAUGUGACUUAUUUCACUGAGUAUUAAUGUCCUCCAGGUCCAUCCAUGUUGUCACAAAUGACAAGAUUUCAUUCAUUUCUAUGGCUGAAUAAUAAUCCAUUGUAUACACACAAUAAUACAUUGUAUACACACCGCAUUUUCUUUUUUCAUCCAUUGAUGGCUGUUUAGGUUAUUUCUAUAUCUUGGCUAUUGUAAAUAAUGCUGCAGUGAGCACAGAGGUGCAUCUUUUCAAAGUAGUCUUUUUGUUUUCCUUGGUAAAUAUCCAGAGGUGGAAUUACCAGAUCAUAUAAUAGUUCUAUUUUUAACUUUUUGAGGAAUCUCCAUACUGCUUUCCAGUGUGGCUGCACCACUUUGCAUUCCCCCUAGCAGUGCACGAGGGUUCCCCUUUCUCCGCAUUUUCUGUGACAGCCCUUGUUAUUACUUGUCUUUUUGAUACUAGCCAUUCUGACAGGUGUGAGAUGACAGCUCAUGGUGGUUUUGAUUUGUAUUUCCCUGAUGACAAGUGAUGUUGAGCAUCUUCUCACAUACCUCUUGGCCAUCUGUAUG
Molecule: messenger RNA, 2439 nt
Organism: Canis lupus familiaris (dog)
Lineage: Eukaryota; Metazoa; Chordata; Mammalia; Carnivora; Canidae
Gene: DTWD2
Product: DTW domain containing 2
Exons: 6
Coding region: 16-888 (290 amino acids)
Source: RefSeq, a predicted model, not a curated record